GGGCUGGUUCACCACACGACAAUGAUUAAACACUUUAGUGUGUUGGCGAUCAGAGCAAAUCCCUUUGUGUGUGUCUUCCAUCGUUCGUUCGUUCAUUCAUUCAUUCAUCGGAGUAACAGGUUUCUGCUCUGUCGCUUUGCCUCAAUUACGUCACUCCCAUUUCCAACUUUUUCUUUCUUUUUUCUCCCCUCUAUUUGUUUUCUUUCAUUCCAAGUCUUUAUUGAUACGGAUUUGCCGGAAAUAUUUAUACCUCUACCUUCUCCUCGUAUCCCGGCUUUUUCCUACUAAACUAAUCACUCCAACUUUUUCCUACUAAAGCCCUUUCCUUUCACUUUUUCAUUAUUGCAAUUCCGUGUCCUUACUCACGACAAGGGUCUCUUUCAAUUCUCUCUCACUUCUCUUCCUUUAUAUUCAACACACCAUAUCAUACUUUUCCCAAUUUCUGAAAAAAAAAAAAAAAAACAUGGUACCUGAGAAGAAGAAGAAUAAUGAGUGGGAGGCACUGAUUCCGGGGUUACCAGACGAAAUUGCAGAGCUUUGUUUACUUCAUGUUCCGUAUCCAUAUCAGGGUUCGAUGCGCUCUGUUUCCUCUUCGUGGAACAGAGCCAUAACACACCCUUCCUUUCUACUUUCCAAGAAAACCCUCUCUCGACCUUAUCUCUUCGUCUUCGCAUUUAAUAGACAAACCGCACGGAUUCAAUGGCAGGCUCUCGACCCUUCAUCGAACCGUUGGUUCCUGCUGCCACCCAUGCCGCUGCCGGACGCGGUUUACCCCACCGCGUUCGCCAUCGCCUCGCUGCCGCGUCAGGGGAAGCUCUUCGUCAUCGGUGGCAUGCGCUCCGACACCGAGUCCCCAAUGCGGACGACCCUCGUUUACCAAACCACAACAAACCAAUGGUCGCCGGCAUCCCCCAUGCCGGCGGGGAGAUCUUUCUUCGCGGCGGAGGCAGUGAACGGAAGGAUCGUGACCGUCGGGGGGAGCGGAACUGAAAUCUACGAUCCGGAUGAAGACACGUGGACGACGGGUGCGGGGCUGGGGACUGAGCUGGAAAAGUACGAGGCGGUUACGGUUGGGGGAAGGGUUUACGUAACGGAAGGGUGGUGGUGGCCGUUUAUGUUUCGGCCGAGGGGUUGGGCGUACGAGGCGGAGAAGGACACGUGGCGAGAGAUGGGGGAGGGGAUGAGGGAUGGAUGGACGGGUGUUAGCGUGGCGGUUGCGGGGAGGGUUUUCGUGAUAGCGGAAUACGGGGACUGGCCGGUGAAGAUGUACGAUGAGGAAUGCGACACGUGGCGGUGUGUGGGAGGUGAUAGAUUUCCGAGGGAAGUGAUGCAGAGGCCGUUUGCUGCGAAGGGGUUGGAUGGAAGCAUUUACGUGGUGUCGUUGGGUUUGAAUGUGGCCAUUGGGAGUGUCGUCGUUUACGAUGGCAGUGAGGGAGUUGGAGUGAAGCUUACGUGGCAGGUGGUGGAGGCACCACAAGGUUUCCGUGAUUUCUCACCUUGUAAUUGCCAGGUGCUCUAUGCUUGAAGCCUUGAACACCUAUUGGCCAGGGUGGACAUGUUUUUCUUCCUUUCUUAUUCUCUCUCUUUGUUUGUUUGUUUUAUUAGGCGGGAUUGGGAACUUUUUAUUUUAUUUUAAUGUUGAAUCUGAUUCGGCAUGCUGGGGAUGGAAAUAGAAACACACCUUGCCUAUGAUUGAAAACGAUAUUCGCAGGCCUAAUGGCCAAUACAUAUUCUUGCUUGCUGGAUUGCAAAUUAUAGCUUGCAGCUUCAUCAUGGAAUGCAUGUUCUCUACAGUCCAACUAUAAUUAUUUAAAUCAAGUAUUAAACAAACAAAGAGGAAGAGAAAGAUGAAUAGUGGGAUUUGAUUUUACUUUCUUUUUUUU
Molecule: messenger RNA, 1883 nt
Organism: Gastrolobium bilobum
Lineage: Eukaryota; Viridiplantae; Streptophyta; Magnoliopsida; Fabales; Fabaceae
Product: F-box protein AFR
Exons: 1
Coding region: 464-1525 (353 amino acids)
Molecular function (GO): protein binding
Source: RefSeq, a predicted model, not a curated record